Messenger RNA from Aspergillus ibericus CBS 121593, 2715 nucleotides. Its product is annotated as MRX complex nuclease subunit. The record is from RefSeq and is a predicted model, not a curated record. The transcript has 2 exons. Gene Ontology annotation, cellular component: Mre11 complex; nucleus. Lineage: Eukaryota; Fungi; Ascomycota; Eurotiomycetes; Eurotiales; Aspergillaceae. Gene Ontology annotation, biological process: mitotic G2 DNA damage checkpoint signaling; double-strand break repair via nonhomologous end joining; mitotic intra-S DNA damage checkpoint signaling. Gene Ontology annotation, molecular function: DNA endonuclease activity; manganese ion binding; 3'-5'-DNA exonuclease activity. Bases 233 to 2605 code for a protein of 790 amino acids.
CGACAGACCACGGCGGAAAAAGCUGGGCUAUACCAUCGUGGGCGCGUGACGACGUUGAUCGAUCGUGUCUCCAGGCAGCCUUCCUCCACGGUAGCCUGCCGGCUACUGACUAGUUGUUGUCCGCCAUCUUCCUGCUUUUAUACGCCCCACCUUCUUUUACUUCGGACUUUCUCUCCAACUUCUUCCCCCUCCCGUUUCCGGUUGGCAUCGAUGCAUAUUCGAUCUUAACAACAUGCCCAUCUUAGGUGACGCGGAAACGAUCCGCAUCCUCGUCUCAACCGAUAAUCAUGUCGGAUACAAUGAACGGGACCCCAUCCGCGGGGAUGAUAGCUGGAAAAGCUUCCAUGAAGUAAUGUGCCUGGCCAAGGAACACGACGUGGACAUGGUGCUCCUGGCAGGGGACCUCUUCCAUGAGAACAAACCCUCGCGGAAGUCCAUGUACCAAGUCAUGCGCUCCAUCCGCAUGAACUGCCUGGGCGAUAAGCCUUGUGAACUGGAGAUGCUUAGUGAUGCUAGCGAAAAUUUCCAGGGAGCAUUUAACCAUGUAAAUUACGAAGAUCUGGACAUCAACGUGGCUAUCCCCAUCUUUUCGAUCCAUGGGAACCACGAUGAUCCGUCCGGAGAAGGGCAUCUGGCCGCGCUGGACCUUCUGCAGGUAUCGGGUUUGCUUAACUACUACGGGCGGACACCCGAGUCGGAUAAUAUCCAGAUCAAGCCGGUCUUGCUUCAGAAAGGACGCACCAAGCUUGCCCUUUACGGCAUGAGUAAUGUCCGCGAUGAGCGCUUGUUCCGCACGUUUCGGGAUAACAAGGUCAAGUUCUACCAGCCCUCAAUCCAGAAAGACGACUGGUUCAACUUGAUCUGUGUCCACCAGAACCACUACGCACACACCGAAACGGGCUACUUGCCCGAGAAUUUCUUGCCCGAAUUUCUGGAUCUCGUCAUCUGGGGGCAUGAACACGAAUGUCUGAUCAAUCCUCGGAUGAACCCCGAGACCAAGUUUCACGUCAUGCAGCCCGGCUCGUCGGUUGCGACCUCCUUGGUCCCCGGCGAAGCAGUGGCCAAGCAUGUCGCGAUCCUCAGCGUCACAGGUCGGGAGUUCAAAUGUGAGCCCAUCCGCCUCAAGUCCGUUCGUCCAUUCGCCAUGCGCGAAAUUGUUCUUUCCGAGGAGAAAGGCGCGCAGAAGCUCGCCCGCAAGGAGAACAACCGAACGGAAGUCACCCGCUUUCUCAUGUCGAUCGUCGAGGAACUCAUCGAAGAAGCGAAGGCGGAAUGGCUGGAAAUGCAGGAAGACCAUGCCGAGGAUGAGGAGCUAGAAGUCCCGCUACCACUGGUGCGACUGCGCGUUGAGACUUCCACGCCAGACGGGGGCACAUAUGACUGCGAGAACCCCCAACGAUUCUCAAAUCGCUUCGUGGGCAAGGUGGCCAACGUGAAUGACGUCGUUCAAUUUUACCGCAAGAAGAAGAACGUCACACGCACCAAGGAUGCGGAUAAAGACCUUGACGAGGCGGCCGUUUCCCAUCUCUCUGCUCUGGACACCGUCAAGGUCGAGCAGUUGGUGCGCGAUUUCCUCUCCGCGCAGUCUUUGACUAUCCUCCCACAGAACUCUUUCGGCGACGCGGUCGCUCAAUUCAUCGACAAAGAUGACAAACACGCUCUGGAAAUGUUCGUCAACGAGUCGCUCGAGAGCCAGAUCAAGCAUCUGAUGGCUCUAGACCGCGAAGACGACAUGGACGAAGACGAAGCUGCCGAGAGCUCGUUACAAAAAGCCAUGGACAAGUACCGCUCGCAGAUGGAAGACAUGUUCUCACAAGGCAUCAAAAAACGCACACGGGGCAAGAAGCGAUUCAAACCGAAGCCCGAUGGCUGGGACACCGAGUUUGAUGGCGUCUGGGAGGACCAGCCGGGUGCGCUCAUUCACUCCGACAACGAGGACGGCGACCCCAACGCAGACAUAGCCGGCGAGGAUGGCACCGAACCCCCAGCUCGAACCACAUCCACGCGCGGUCGGGGCCGCGGCCGUGGCGGCAGAGCCACCACCACUACUACCAGUACACGUAAAACCGCCACCACAAAAGCAACCUCCACUACCGCAAAGAAAGCCACUCCCUCCAAAACCACCACCACUAAAGGCCGCAAACGCUGCACCGUCUCAGACGACGAAGAUGAAGACGACGAUGUCAUCAUGGUAGACGACAACGACGAUGACGAUGACGCCGCUCUCCCCAACAUAGACGAAGAAGAAGAGGACGACGAUGACGACGACUCCCAAGCCCUCUUCGUCAAGCAACCCACCACCCGAUCCCGCAGAACAGCAGCACCACCCUCCUCCAAAGCAUCCAGUGCCCCCAGCCAGCGCCGCAAAGCCCCAUCUCCUGCACCUUCAUCGAAUACCCUCGCCGCCGCACCGGCUACGCGCCGCACCAGAGGAAAGCAAACCCAAACCCAGACCACGUUGAAUUUCGUGGGCUCGCAGACCAGCGUGCGCGGUACGGCGGGUACUCGAUCUACGCGGGCCACGAGAGGGACGAGUGUGAUCAGUGAUAUCGAUGAUGAUAGCGAUGGGUUUGAACCUAUGGCGAGUAGUGCCAGACGGAGGUAAAUAUUUUCGUGUUGAUCUACUAGUGCAUGUCUACAUAGGAGGUUGUUCUGAGAAGUUGAUUGCAUUUCAGGCGUUGAUGGUACGGGAUACCGGGACUAGAUUGGAGUUGG